AGAGGUCGGCGGGCGGGGCGGAGGCGAUGGCGAUGAUGGCGGCCGGGACGGGCCGGCCCCGCCGGCGGCGCGCAGGAAAUAAGCAUUCAACUGCUCCAAAGAAUGAAGAUGUUGCUCAAAGGAAAGCAGCUCUGGAAGCUGCUAUGAGAAAGAAGAUUGAAUUUGAGAAAAAAGCGUUGUCUAUUGUUGAACAGCUCCUGGAGGAGAACAUUACUGAAGAGUUCCUUCUAAAUUCUGGAAAAUGUAUUACUCCAUCUCACUAUAAAGACAUUGUUGAUGAACGGUCUAUCAUCAAACUGUGUGGUUAUCCUCUGUGUCAAAAUAAACUGGAAAAUGUGCCAAAGCAGAAGUACAAGAUUUCAACAAAAACUAACAGAGUUUAUGAUAUCACUGAAAGAAAGUGCUUUUGCAGCAACUUCUGCUAUAGAGCAUCUAAAUAUUUUGAAGCUCAAAUUUCUAAAAGUCCAGUAUGGAUGAGAGAAGAAGAAAAACCACCAGACAUAGAGCUGCUGAAGGAGGGACAGAGUGGACGGUCUGGAGAAGAGGUGAAACUACGUGAUGAAGUAAUUAAAGCAUCUGACAUUGAAAAUCCUAGGAUACCUUCAGAGCAAUGUGAAGCUGGUUCUCAUGACGCAGCCAGUGACAGCAGCAGUGAUAAUGAGCAAGAAUUUAUUUCAUCUGUCCUACCAGGAAAUCAGUCAAGUUCAGCCAAUUUUACACGGCAAUUGCCCAGAAAAAGCAUCCUCAAAAAAAAGCAUGCUCAGAAAGUCUACCCCAGCCCUCAAACUGAAGAUUCAGAUGUGGUAGAAGCCACUGAACAGCUCUCUCAUUGUAAAUUAGAUACUCAGGAAGAAGAGCAUGCUUGCUCUGUUCGUAAUGAAAUAACUGCACCACCUUCAGAAAAUACUACUCUAGGGAAAUCAAUUGCUUCACAAAUCUGUGAAAAUACCUGUGGAUCACAAAUAGUUUUUCUAGGUGUUAGCAAAAGAGGGGCAGAACAUCUUAGAAGAACACUAGCUAACUCAACAGAAUAUAGAAAACAUGAACUGAGGAAUCCAGUUAAUUCCAAAGGCAGUUUACUGGAAGUGCUUAGACACACACUUACGGAAUGGAGAACUGAGGAAACUUUAAAAUUUCUCUAUGGCCCAGACUAUACUACUUUGUGCUCAUCAGAGUGCAUAGCACCUGCCAGCCAGGAGACUGAAGAACUUGAUGAGGAUGACUUAGAUACAGCUGAUGAUCUUAACACUGUUGCUGUAAGAGGGUCCGAAACCAGCUUGAAUUAUUCUUUACCUUUCACAGGCCCAGGUGGAGUAGUUAAGCCUGUGCCUAGUUACGAAAAGUUAAAAGAAGAAACGGAGUUCCUAGAACUCCGAGUGAAAGAGUUCUAUAAAGGGAGGUGCAUCUUGGCUGAAGAGGCAGCGACACAUGCACAGAAAGAGGAACAUCCAAGCACAGACAAAGAUGAUCAACACGAAGAUCUCACCUUCCCACUUGUUGAUUCCAAUGCACAAAUGCAGAUUAGAAAGCGAAUCGUCCUUGAAAAACUGAGAAAAGCAUUACCUGCAGUUUUGGGCCCUCUUCAGAUCGCUCCGGGUGAUGUUUACGCAGAGCUGAAAAAUCUUGUCAAAACUUUCCAGUUAACAAACAGAAAUAUUAUUCACAAAAUGCCUGAAUGGACUCUAAUCGCUAUUGUUUUGUUGUCUGUAUUGCCACAAACUACUCCACUUUUCAAGAAUACUCAGACAAGCCCAAUGUACACACAGUUCCUGACCACGUUGCUGGAAGAACUGCAUUUCAAAAAUGAAGAUUUGGAAAGUUUAACAAGAAUAUUUAGAAUGGACUGACGACUUGAAUGAAUAACGUGAUCAUUUUAACAUCUCCUACCACCUGAAAUAGUUGCACAGAGAAUAAAAGAACACCUUCAAUUGUUGGAACUUUUUUAAAAUGAAAAAUGUAGUUUAGUAUGAAUUGUACUACUUGCACUUCUGCUUUUUCAUUUCCCUGCUACGGGUAAGAAUUUUGAAGUCUUGUGGAAAAGCUGCCUAUAACAGCAGUUGUUCAAAGUAUUCACGAAGACAAGUUACCAUGUGGAUCAUCUGAAAACUGUGUGUUUAAAAGCAAUAGAAAGGAAUUUGGAUUUGUUUUUUUCUUAGUUUGGAAACUUUCAGCUUGUGUACAGGAAUUAGGGAAAGGGGGGGGAGAGAAUGGAGUGUUAAGAACAGUGCUGCUGACAUUUUUCUGUUGCCCCAAUGCAUGGAGCAGUAACUUUAAGAAUGACUGUGACAGUACACAAAGAUGUCUGAGUUAUAGCCUGUUUCUCUUGCUGCUUCUGAGAAAAGGGGUGGUCUUUGAACUUAUGUAAAAGUUAUUUUUAAACAGACUCUGUUAAUAAUUUGGACUUUAAAAUAUAUUUUAAUAACUAAAAA
This is a messenger RNA of Neopelma chrysocephalum (saffron-crested tyrant-manakin), 2429 nucleotides long. It is a transcript of the gene RPAP2, whose product is annotated as RNA polymerase II associated protein 2. The transcript is spliced from 13 exons. Gene Ontology annotation, cellular component: cytoplasm; nucleus. The record is from RefSeq and is a predicted model, not a curated record. Gene Ontology annotation, molecular function: RNA polymerase II CTD heptapeptide repeat phosphatase activity; RNA polymerase core enzyme binding. Bases 27 to 1847 code for a protein of 606 amino acids. NCBI's taxonomy places the organism in Eukaryota, Metazoa, Chordata, Aves, Passeriformes, Pipridae.